Molecule: messenger RNA, 600 nt
Organism: Ascochyta rabiei
Lineage: Eukaryota; Fungi; Ascomycota; Dothideomycetes; Pleosporales; Didymellaceae
Exons: 2
Coding region: 1-600 (199 amino acids)
Cellular component (GO): membrane; mitochondrial inner membrane peptidase complex
Molecular function (GO): serine-type endopeptidase activity
Source: RefSeq, a predicted model, not a curated record
AUGUCGUUCACUUCGCGUCUGGGCCCAAAAACGCGUGAUCUGUGGUGGGCAACCAAAACCUUUGCAAAAGGCGCCUUCCUAUUCCACAUCGUCACCACCCACAUCUUCAGCAUCGGCCACACCAGCGGCGUCAGCAUGGUCCCCACAAUCCCUCAUUCGUACAACAAGCGCCCUUGGAUUCUCUACUCCUGUCUGCACCGUCGCGGUCGCAAUAUCAAAGUUGGCGACGUAAUAACGUACACACACCCGCUCUUCCCUCAUCAGAGAGGAUGUAAGCGCGUCAUCGGCAUGCCAGGCGAUUUCGUCAGCGUUGUGAGUGCUGCGCGUGAAGAUGAGGAUCUGGAAAAGGAAGAUGACGAAGGCGAUUGGGCAAACAUAAAGGACAGGGUGGUGCAGGUUCCGGAAGGGCAUUGCUGGAUUGCGGGGGAUAACUUAGAGUGGUCGAGGGAUUCGAGGUUGUUCGGGCCGUUACCGCUAGGGUUGGUCAAGGCGAAGGUUUUGGCUGUUAUAAGUCCGUGGGAGAACGCAAAGUGGCUAGGGCAUGAGCAAGUAGUCGUCGAAUAUCAAGGUAAAGCCAAGGAGUGGGUCAAUGGGACAUGA